AUGAAGCAGUCCCUCGUUGCCUCCCUGGAGCACACCAUCGGUGAUCGCUCGCGGUCGAGGAGCCUGGGCCCGGAUGACGCGCUCCGCCUAUUCGACGAACUUAUCCGUCAACAGCGGUCCAGGCCCGGCUCGGUCAUCGCCUACAAUCACCUGCUCGCCGCCGCCGCCCGCGGCAGCAACAAUGGCGCAGCGCGCGCCGUCUCCCUCUUCGGCCGCAUGGCCGGAGCGGGCGCCGCGGUGCCCGACGCGUGCACCUACAGCAUCCUUAUCGCCAGCUGCUGCCGCGCGGGCCGGGUGGACCUCGCGUUCUCCCCGCUCGCCACCGCCCUCAAGGCGGACCUGAGGAUGACGCCCAAGUCCUUCACCCCUCUACUCAGGGGCCUAUGCGGCGAGCGGCGGGUGGCGGUCCGGGCGGAGGCUGUGGACGUAGCGCGCCGCAUGAUGCCCGAGCUGGGAUGCGCGCCCAACGCCUUCUCCCACUCCGCCAUCCUCAAGGGGCUGUGCGACGACGGGCGGAGCUUAGAGGCGCUCGAGCUGCUCCGCACGUUGGCGCAGAACGGAGAUGAAACCGGCGUGGUGUCCUACACCAUCGUCAUCGACGGCCUCUUCAAGAAGACAAGAGGGUACGGCACCGCAGGACAGUGGAAAAGGGCUGUUACGAUGUUCAAAGAGAUGGUCGGCAAGGGUAUUAAACCACAUGUCAGCAAUUACAACUCAUUAAUCGGUGCUCUGUGCAAGCACAGAAGAAGCAGUGAAGCUAGGAAAUUUUUGGAUUAUAUGCUCAAGAGUGGCGAAAAGCCUGAUGUCAACACCUAUGGCAUUCUGCUUCAUGGGUAUUGA
This is a messenger RNA of Setaria italica (foxtail millet), 840 nucleotides long. Its product is annotated as protein Rf1, mitochondrial. The transcript is spliced from 2 exons. The record is from RefSeq and is a predicted model, not a curated record. NCBI's taxonomy places the organism in Eukaryota, Viridiplantae, Streptophyta, Magnoliopsida, Poales, Poaceae. Bases 1 to 840 code for a protein of 279 amino acids. Gene Ontology annotation, molecular function: protein binding.